UCUACCUGAAAUCAUGGAGCUAGGAGGGGCCUUCACCAUCUUUCUGGCUCUCUGCUUGUCUUGCCUGUUCAUCCUCAUCGCCUGGAAACGGACCCAGAAAGGGGGAAAGCUGCCCCCUGGUCCCACCCCGAUACCAUUCCUGGGGAACCUGCUGCAAGUCAGUACCGAAGCCACCUUCCAGUCCUUCAUGAAGCUCCAGGAGAAAUAUGGCCCAGUCUUCACAGUGUAUAUGGGACCCCGGCCAGUCGUUAUAUUGUGUGGACAUGAAGCAGUGAAGGAGGCCCUGGUAGACCGAGCAGAUGACUUCAGUGGCCGUGGAGAACUGGCUUCAAUAGAUAGAAACUUCCUAGGUUACGGUGUAGUUAUGGCUAAUGGGGACCGGUGGCGGAUUCUCCGACGCUUCUCCCUGACUAUUCUCCGGGACUUUGGCAUGGGAAAGCGGAGCAUUGAGGAGCGGAUCCAGGAGGAGGCUGGCUUCCUGCUAGAGGCUUUACGGAACACCAAGGGUGCCCCCAUCGAACCCACCUUCUUCCUGAGCCGCACUGUCUCCAACGUCAUCAGUUCCGUGGUCUUUGGAAGUCGCUUCGACUAUGAGGACCAGCAGUUCCUGAAGCUGCUGCGGAUGAUCAAUGAGAGUUUCAUUGAGAUGAGCACAUCCUGGGCACAGCUCUACGACAUGUACUCUGGCAUCAUGCAGUAUUUGCCAGGAAGACACAACCGCAUCUACUAUCUGAUAGAGGAACUCAAGGACUUCAUCGCUUCCAGGGUCAAGGUCAAUGAAGCAUCCCUUGACCCCCAGAACCCUCGGGACUUCAUUGAUUGUUUCCUGGUGAAGAUGCACCAGGACAAAAAUAAUCCCCAGACAGAAUUCAACCUCAGGAAUCUAGUGCUCACCACUCUCAACCUCUUCUUUGCUGGCACAGAGACUGUGAGCUCCACACUACGCUACGGGAUGCUGCUGCUGAUGAAGUAUCCAGAGGUGGAAGCCAAGAUCCAUGAAGAGAUUAACCAGGUGAUUGGACCGCACCGGAUCCCAAGUGUGGACGACCGGGUCAAGAUGCCUUACACGGAUGCUGUGAUCCACGAGAUCCAGAGACUGACAGAUAUUGUGCCCAUGGGCGUCCCCCAUAAUGUCAUCCGGGAUACUGAAUUCCGAGGCUACCUUCUGCCCAAGGGCACUGACGUGUUUCCUCUACUUGGCUCAGUCCUUAAAGACCCCAAAUACUUCCGCUACCCAGAUGCCUUCUAUCCACAACACUUCCUGGAUGAGCAGGGCCGCUUCAAGAAGAAUGAAGCCUUUGUGCCUUUUUCCUCUGGAAAGCGCGUCUGCCUGGGAGAGGCCAUGGCCCGCAUGGAACUCUUCCUCUACUUCACCUCCAUCCUUCAGAACUUCUCCCUGCGCUCGCUGGUGCCGCCUGCUGACAUUGACAUCACGCCCAGGGUCUCAGGCUUUGGCAACAUCCCCCCCACCUAUGAGCUCUGCCUCAUGGCCCGCUGAGCGCCCCCUACUGGGCGUGGGAGGA
Messenger RNA from Talpa occidentalis (Iberian mole), 1523 nucleotides. RefSeq names its product cytochrome P450 2G1. Lineage: Eukaryota; Metazoa; Chordata; Mammalia; Eulipotyphla; Talpidae. Gene Ontology annotation, molecular function: iron ion binding; heme binding; oxidoreductase activity, acting on paired donors, with incorporation or reduction of molecular oxygen, reduced flavin or flavoprotein as one donor, and incorporation of one atom of oxygen. Gene Ontology annotation, cellular component: cytoplasm; intracellular membrane-bounded organelle. Gene Ontology annotation, biological process: xenobiotic metabolic process. The transcript has 9 exons. The coding region runs from base 14 to 1498 and encodes 494 amino acids. The record is from RefSeq and is a predicted model, not a curated record.